AAUAGGAGAAGAGGAAGAAGUAAAUAAUGUGUAGUUCGCAGGGAUUACAGUACGUUCAAGGUUGCCCGGGUCAAGUGGAAGAGAAGAGGAAGAAGGAAAUGAUGCAGGGCUUACAGUUUGUCCAAAGCUUUCAGGGCUUAGAGUAUGGUGAAAGUUUCCAUGAUCAACCGGAGGAGAAAGGAAAGAAGGAAAUAAUAAGCUGCUUGCAGGAAAUUUCAGAGGAGAAAAGAAAGAAGGAAAUAAUGAGCUGCUUGCAGGAAAUUUCAGAGGAGACGAGGAAGAACGAAAUAAAGGGAUUCAAAAAAUCUCAAAGUUUUUCCAGUCUACUGGAAGAGAAGAAGAAAAAGGAAAUAAUGGGUGGUUUGCAGGGCUUUCAGCGUGCUCUAAGCUUCCACGGUCGAAAGAUGUGGAAGAAAGAAAUAAUGGGCAGUAUGCCAAACUUACAGAUUCCUCGAAGUUUUGCAGGUCUAUCAAAGGAGAAGCUGAAGAAGGAAAUAAAAGGAGGCUGGCGACGCUUACAGUAUGCUCAAAGUUUCCAGAUUAGAACAGACAAGAGGAAGAAAGAAACAACAGGCGGUUUGCAGGGUUUACAGUAUGCCCUAAGUUUCCAGGAUCGCCCUUCCUCGUCGACAAAAAACUCUGCAAUUGACGCCGACUUGGAAAUCCAUCUCUGCGCAGAACUCCAGCGGCUGCAAGAGUUUGGGAACUAUCUGAGCGCCGGCUGGCUCCGGCAGGCGCUGGAUCUGUGCCUGUCAAUGCACAGAGAGGUCCAAGCUAUUUUUCCCCAAAUCGGCCAGAAUUCAAAGUGGAUGGAUGAAACCCUAGAUGACAUGGUGAAGCUCCUUGAUGUAUGCAAUGCUCUGCGCGUGAAAAUGAGAGACAUGAAGGAGUACCAGGAAAAGCUUCACCUUGUGCUUCAUUGCUUUAAUGGCCCCCUCGGCACCUGGCAGCUGGUCAGGGCCCGAACGGCUCUCAGCAAUUUAUCUCAGUCGGCGGCCAAAGCUCAGAGCAUAUCUCUGAUGGAGAAUUGCAGCUCCAUUUUGCGGCGCAUGAGCGAAAAACGGGUGGCUUCCUCUGCAGGAGGUAGAUUAAUGGAACCAAUCUUUGCGGCCAAGGAUCUCACCAUUUUUAUCUGUGGCCUUCUCAUCGCCGCCCUUUCGAGCAAGUCAAGGUGCUCCCUUCCGCUGCCCUGCGCCGGGCACUCCCCCUGGGCCUCCGAUUUUCAAGCCCUUUACUUUAAAGUGAAGAAAGAGGUGGAAAGGCGCAGUAAAAAGGGCACCUUUCGCGCUUUUCUCAACGAGCUGCAUAAAGUGGAUUCAUCUUCCCAGGCUCUGUACGAUCUGCUAGUAAAUUGCAAGUCCAUACUGGUUGAUGAAACACAGGAUUUGGAAUUGAGGCAUUCGGUGAUGUGUUUAAAGAAUUCUAUCGCAGAAUUGGAAGACGGCAUGGCUCCCAUAGAAAUUCAGAUUAACGAACUGUUCAGAGUUGUGGUAGCCGACAGGAUGGCUCUGCUGGAUGCUCUCACUUAUUCUUCCUAGGGUAAUAUACUAAGGUAUGGAACAAAAUGGUUUGACAAACUUUCUUAUUUGAGGUGGUAGUUUAAUCUACAUUUUAGAACACUGGUAUGCUUUUGUUUUCGUUAUACUGCAUUCCAACUACUAUUAAUUUCAAACAUGUAUGUUAAUAGUAACUGUGAAUAGUUUU
Molecule: messenger RNA, 1704 nt
Organism: Cryptomeria japonica (Japanese cedar)
Lineage: Eukaryota; Viridiplantae; Streptophyta; Pinopsida; Cupressales; Cupressaceae
Product: protein BPS1, chloroplastic
Exons: 1
Coding region: 27-1538 (503 amino acids)
Source: RefSeq, a predicted model, not a curated record